This is a messenger RNA of Drosophila willistoni, 443 nucleotides long. Its product is annotated as RING-box protein 1A-like. Gene Ontology annotation, molecular function: ubiquitin protein ligase activity; zinc ion binding; cullin family protein binding. Gene Ontology annotation, cellular component: cullin-RING ubiquitin ligase complex; nucleus. The record is from RefSeq and is a predicted model, not a curated record. Gene Ontology annotation, biological process: protein ubiquitination; ubiquitin-dependent protein catabolic process. Lineage: Eukaryota; Metazoa; Arthropoda; Insecta; Diptera; Drosophilidae.
UCUACAAUGGAAGUUGAUGAAGAAGAAGUCGAGGCUCCCGAGGCACCCUCCAGCAGCAAUACAGGCGAGAAGAAACGUUUCGAGGUCAAGAAGUGGAAUGCUGUAGCACUUUGGGCUUGGGACAUCGUUGUCGACAAUUAUGCCAUUUGCCGCAAUCAUAUCAUGGAUCUGGUAUUCUGUAUUGAAUGCCAGGCGAAUUAGGGAUCGAUAACCACCGAAGAGUGCACCGCGGCGUGGGGCGUUUGCAGUCAUGCCUUCCAUUUCCAUUGCAUUUCACGUUGGCUGAAGACCCGUCAAGUUUGCCCCUUGGAUAAUAGUGAAUGGGAGUUUCAGAAAUUUGGCCACUAGAGGAACAAUGGCAGCACUCGCACACACACACACCGACACACACUCACACACACUAACAUUUAUAUGUACAAACAUGCAUUCAUAUAAAGGAUGAG